UUCUGGCUCCGCAGGGGCCGGUCCUCCGAAGAUGGAGGGUGGUGUCAGCUUACCGCGCCCACAGGGUCUCCUUAGCUUCUACCUUACAGAUGUGUAGGCAGGCCACUCGGCCCAGGAACGCAGCUCUCUGAUCCUCUCCCUAUGCUCUCCCCCGCCCCCUGAACCAGGCUUGGCGGGCAGAGGCGCCCGCGGAUGUCCCGUGCGAAGAUCGUUCUGUCGCUAAGCCUGACUCUCCGCUCCGCCCGAAUUCUCUGUAGAGCCCAGUUUAUGGAGGGGCAGGCCCAAGGACCGGCGAAUCCAGCCGCGAUGGAGAACGGCACCGGGCCCUGCGGAGAAGAGCGCCCACCUGAGGCUCAGGAGACGACGGUCACCGAGGGGGCCGCAAAGAUCGUCUUCCCCAGCGCCAACGAAGUCUUCUACAACCCAGUGCAGGAGUUCAACCGGGACCUGACGUGUGCUGUGAUCACCGAGUUUGCUCGCAUCCAGCUUGGGGCUAAAGGAAUCCAGAUCAAGGUGCCAGGUGAGAAGGACGUGCAAAAGGUGGUCGUGGACUUGUCGGAGCGAGAGGAGGACAAGGCUGAACUGAAAGAGGCUGCAGACCCGGCCCCAGGAGACCAACCUCGAACAGCCGCUGUCGGGGAGAUCUGUGAGGAGGGCCUGCGAGUGCUGGAGGGCCUGGCAGCUUCGGGCCUCCGUUCCAUUCGCUUUGCCCGAGAGGUGCCUGGACUCCGAUCUGUGAUUGCCAAUGAUGCCUCUGCCCAAGCCGUGGAUCUCAUGCGCCGUAAUGUGCAGCUCAACAAUGUGGCCCAUCUGGUGCAGACCAGCCAGGCAGACGCCCGAAUGCUGAUGUACCAGCACCAGAGGGUGUCGGAGCGCUUCGAUGUCAUCGACCUGGACCCCUACGGCAGCCCUGCCGCCUUCCUGGACGCAGCGGUGCAGGCUGUGAGUGAAGGAGGGCUGCUGUGCGUGACCUGCACGGACAUGGCAGUGCUGGCGGGGAACAGCGGCGAGACGUGCUACAGCAAGUACGGGGCAAUGGCCCUAAAGAGCCGGGCCUGCCACGAGAUGGCCCUGAGGAUCGUCCUGCAUAGCAUGGACCUGCGAGCCAACUGCUACCAGCGCUUCGUGGUGCCACUGCUCAGCGUCAGCGCUGACUUCUACGUGCGUGUUUUUGUCCGUGUCUUCACCGGCCAGGCCAAGGUCAAGGCCUCAGCCAGCAAACAGGCACUGGUGUUCCAGUGUGUGGGCUGCGGGGCCUUCCACCUCCAGCACCUCAGCAAGGCUUCAGGAGCCUCUGGUGGCCGGGUCAAGUUCUCUGCAGCGUGUGGUCCCCCUGUGGCCCCCGAGUGUGAGCACUGCGGGCAACGACACCAGCUCGGCGGCCCGCUGUGGGCGGGGCCCAUUCACGACCUGGACUUCGUGGGCCGCGUCCUGGAGGCUGUGAGCUCCAACCCCCGCCGCUUCCACACCUCGGAGCGGAUCCGCGGGGUCCUGAGCGUUGUCACGGAGGAGCUCCCGGAUGUGCCUCUCUACUACACGCUGGACCAGCUGAGCAGCACCAUCCACUGCAACACGCCCAGCCUGCUGCAGCUGCGGUCAGCCCUCCUCCACGCUGGCUUCCGGGUCUCGCUCUCCCACGCCUGUAAGAACGCCAUCAAGACCGACGCCCCCUCCUCAGCCCUCUGGGACAUAAUGCGCUGCUGGGAGAAGGAGUGUCCAGUGAAACGGGAGCGGCUGUCAGAGACCAGCCCGGCGUUCCGCAUUCUCAGUGUGGAGCCCAGGCUUCAGGCCAACUUCACCAUCCGGGACGAUGCCAACCCCAGCUCCCGCCAGCGAGGACUCAGGCGCUUCCAGGCCAACCCCGAGGCCAACUGGGGCCCCAGGGCCCGCGCCCGGCCAGGGGGCAGGGCCGCAAGCGGAGCUAUGGAGGCCAGACGCAGGCUGCUCCAGAAUAAGCGGAAGGAGCCGGCUGAGGACCCGGCCCAGCGGGCUGCCCGGCUCAAGACCUUUUCCUGCAAGCGGUUCAGGGAGGGCACCUGCGAACGGGGGGGACCAGUGCUGCUACUCCCACAGCGCCCCGCCGCCCCCCGCCGACUGUCCAGAGACCCCUGACCAGAACACCCCUGCGCCUGGGGCCGCCACUGGUCCAGGCGUGGACUGAACCAAUAAAGAGAUGUCACCUUCCCCUGACUGUCGUUUGUCUGAGGAGGG
This is a messenger RNA of Diceros bicornis minor, 2211 nucleotides long. RefSeq names its product tRNA methyltransferase 1 (gene TRMT1). Gene Ontology annotation, biological process: tRNA N2-guanine methylation. Lineage: Eukaryota; Metazoa; Chordata; Mammalia; Perissodactyla; Rhinocerotidae. Gene Ontology annotation, molecular function: RNA binding. Gene Ontology annotation, cellular component: nucleus. The record is from RefSeq and is a predicted model, not a curated record. The transcript is spliced from 16 exons. The coding region runs from base 193 to 2112 and encodes 639 amino acids.